UACAGCGACUGUCGUGCUAACUAAGCUAGCCCUUUAGCUCCGCUGUCUCCUACACGGCAGGCUUGACAGCAUCCGCAAGGUUAGCUCGGUUCGGUCAGUUGGCUAGCCUCUGGCUCGUUUCCUGACCUGCAUCACCCACAGCGGCAGUGACACACCAACUUGUUAGUUAACCCGUUCAUAGAAAUGCAUUUUACCGCCUCGGAGUGAUGUAAAUGUCGGUUAAGUGAUGGUAACUUUGUGUUUUAGGGGUGAAUUAUGCUACAGCGAUUCGUCAACACAAGCAACGCAAUGUCUCCGUCAGUACCCCUGCAGGAGAUGAUCCGGGCCAUCCGCUCGGCCAGGACCCAGUGUGAGGAGCGGGGAGUCAUCCAGAGGGAGUGCGCCGCCAUCCGGGCCCAGUUCAGACAAGCCGACAACGGUGGGAGGUCGCACAACCUGGCCAAGUUGCUCUACGUGCACAUGUUGGGCUACCCGGCUCAUUUUGGUCAGAUGGAGUGCGUGCGAAUGAUAGCCAGCCCGCGCUACAGCGAGAAGCGAGUGGGAUACCUGGGAGCCAUGAUGCUGCUGGAUGAGAAGCAGGACGCCAGCCUGCUCAUCACGAACUCUAUUAAGAAUGACCUCUCCCAUAGUAACCAGUACGUCCAGUCUCUGGCUCUGUGUACACUGGCCUGUAUGGGUUCAGCUGAGAUGUGCAGGGAUCUGGCUCCAGAGAUUGACAGGCUUCUCCGAGCCUCCAACUCCUACAUAAAGAAGAAGGCUGCUUUAUGUGCUGUUCACAUUGUGAGAAAAGUCCAUGAUCUGGGAGAGCUCUUUGCCCCCGCUGCCCGUUCCCUCCUCGCUGAGAAGAACCACGGUGUGUUACAUGGUGCUGUGGUGCUCAUCACUGAACUGUGUGAACGCAACCCAGAAACACUGGAGCGGUUCAGAAAGACAGUUCCAGAUCUGGUUCAGAUCAUGAAAGGUCUGGUCAUUUCAGGUUAUUCUCCAGAACAUGAUGUGGCAGGAAUCAGUGAUCCCUUCUUACAGGUACGCAUCUUAAGGUUGCUGAGAAUCCUUGGGCGCAACAACGAAGCAGCGAGUGACGCCAUGAAUGACCUCCUAGCUCAGGUGGCGACCAACACCGACAGCACUAAGACUGUGGGGAAUGCUGUGCUGUAUGAGACUGUUCUCACCGUACUGGACAUCAAGUCAGAAAGCGGCCUCAGGGUUCUGGCUGUGAACAUCCUGGGAAGAUUCCUGCUGAACAACGACAGGAACAUUCGGUAUAUUGCGAUGACAUCUCUUCAAAGGAUUGUUGGAACAGACCAUAAUGCAGUGCAGCGUCACCGGGGAACCAUAGUGGACUGUCUGAAGGACCAGGAUGCUUCUGUUAAGCGCCGUGCACUGGAGCUCUCCUUGGCUCUGGUGUCUGCUACCAACAUCCGCUCCAUGAUGAAGGAACUGCUUCUCUUCCUCUCCUCCUGUCCCCUCGAGCUCAGAGCUCAAGCUGCCAGCGGCAUUUUUAACGCUGCUGAAAGGUAUGCUCCCUCCCAGCGCUGGCACAUUGACACCAUCCUGCAUGUCCUCACCACGGCAGGGGGCGAUGUGAGAGACGAAACGGUUCCCAACCUGAUUCAGCUCAUCACCAACACCUCGGAGCUGCACUGUUACACCGUCCACAAGCUGUACCGGGCUCUGCUCAGCGACAUCUCUCAGCAAUCUUUGGUCCAGGUGGCCUGCUGGUGUAUAGGAGAGUACGGAGACCUGCUGCUGAGAGGAGAGUGUCAGGAGACUGAACCUGUGCAGGUCACAGAAGAUGAUGUCUUGGACGCCUUGGAAACGGUUCUACAGUCCCACAUGUCGGCCCCGGCAACCAGAGGUUUUGCUCUCACCGCCACCAUGAAACUAAGCACCCGCAUCACUGAUAAUGUCGAUCGGAUCAGAAGCAUCGUCAGCAUCUACGGCAGCUGUAUAGAUGUGGAGCUCCAGCAGAGGGCAGUUGAAUACAACGCUCUCUUCAAGAAGUAUGACCACAUGAGGGCAGCAGUGCUGGAGAGGAUGCCUGUGAUUGAGAAGAACUCUCCAGGUCACACCAACGGGGAGUCGACACGGGAGGCUGUGAAGGAGGUCCAACCAGCCAAAGUCAAACAGGCAGAGACGCUGCUGCCACAACAGCCUGCUAGCCAGGUGUGUGAUCUUCUGGACCUCCUGGGCGGCUCUGAGGAGCCUCUGCAGCCCAACCCAGCAGUAGGCAGCACAUUACCUGUCCUGCCCGUCAGCACAAGCAGCACUGCUGGAGGAGACCUCCUGGACCUGUUGGGAGGGUUGGAGCCCACUCCACUCACACCAGCUCCCACAGUCACAGUGUACGAGAAAGGCGGUGUGACUUUAACACUAAGUAGUGAGAAACAGUCAGACUCGGGACUAACUGUGACACUUACAGCCUGCAACUCCACUGACUCAGACAUCAGCAGCUUCACCCUGCAGGCUGCAGUGCCCAAGAGCGUCCAGUUACACAUGAAGGCCCCCAGCGGGGACUCGCUUCCUGCACGAGGUGCCGCUAAAGUGACCCAGAUGGUGGCCCUCAGCAACCCAAACAAGGUUAAUCUGAAAAUGAGGAUCCGCAUCUCCUACACCAGCCAAGGAUCAGCUUUUCAGGAUACAGUCCAGGUCGACUCCUUCCCUGAACACUGACAGCAGACAGUCGGAGCAGCGGCAGCAGCAGCAGCGUGGAUCAAUCAGCAGGAGUCUCUCUGCUGACACACCCUCCACGCUGCUGUUUCUCAGAAAGCUGAUUUUCUUGUUUUUAUGUCUAAGGAACACUGUUCUCUGACAGGAAUUGUAUAUUUCCCCCUCUUCUCCAACUGAAAUACUAAUAUAAUUACAAGCACAGACUUUGAAACUUGCAGGUGUUUUGUGGACAAACUAAAGGAGAGGGAUUCCAAUGACAGCUGUACGUACAGAUGUUGUCCAUUAGGUCCCAUUCAGGGUUUUUGUUUACAAGCUGCUACAGCUGAUUGUAUUCAGUGUUUCUCUUCAUAAUUAUACACAUUUUGUGGCUUCUGUCAGUGGAACCUACCAGAUCAACUUCCUCCCCACACAUCACUCCACAUAUGCUCCUUUUACUAUUUAAAGUAGGUGAACACUAACAAAUGAGCCACAGUAUGAAGUUCUUGUAUCCGGUACACUUGAUUUUAUUGUGGAAUACAUGACUUUGAGAUUGAAGGGUGGAGGACUUUAAACACAACAUUAUGUGCUGCAUUCAUGUGUCUUCUGUUGAUUCCUUUUAUUUUCUUGCCUCGUUCGACUGAGCAGCUCAGAAUAAUCAUCUCCUUAUUCAUUCCUGUGCCUUUCAUCUCCUCUCAAAAAAGGUCACUUUUAGCUUCAGAGAAUAUUUAUAUGUAAAUUAUGAUCCCCAUACAAGCAACACUCACUUUCCCCAACAUAAAUCCAACUGUCUAUUGUUUACAGAGGCUCCUAACAGACUUUUUAUUUUCUCAAGACUGUGUACAGUGAGAACAAACAGAUACGAUGCUACCUACAAGAUGUAUAUUUUAGAUAUUAUACAUAGAAGCACAACUAAGUCUAUGGAGAACACAGCCAUACUAUAAUACAACCCCACUGUUUAAAAGAAGGCUGUAAAGUAACCUUUUGGUGAAGCCAGAUUAGAACUUAUUUCAUCGUCACAGACCUCUUUUAAAAAAACCCUCAUGUCAGCAACGGUGCUCUAAAUGGACUUCAGUGGAAUUUCUACCAGACUGUUUCAUAUCACCACACUGACCUUGAGAAAAGACCAGAAAUAAUCUUCUGUCAGCUGUUUAGUCUUUGAACCUUCAUUCUCAUGUUGUUUUCUAAUAAAAACAAAACAGUUUUCAGAAUCCUCA
Amphiprion ocellaris (clown anemonefish) is the source of this 3863-nucleotide messenger RNA. It is a transcript of the gene ap1g2, whose product is annotated as adaptor related protein complex 1 subunit gamma 2. The record is from RefSeq and is a predicted model, not a curated record. Gene Ontology annotation, biological process: Golgi to vacuole transport; receptor-mediated endocytosis; intracellular protein transport. Gene Ontology annotation, cellular component: Golgi apparatus; membrane coat; AP-1 adaptor complex. Lineage: Eukaryota; Metazoa; Chordata; Actinopteri; Pomacentridae. Gene Ontology annotation, molecular function: clathrin-cargo adaptor activity. Bases 256 to 2673 code for a protein of 805 amino acids. The transcript is spliced from 22 exons.